CACGUCAAUCUUACAAAGGCACCGAGUUAAAACUAUAACCAAAACAGAGAUUGUUACGUCACGCAUCACUUCAUUUACAUAAAGAAUACCGUCGUGCAGAGAUUUAGAUGUAUUGGCAUUAAGUUCUGUUCAGCUGAUCACAACAAACAAACUUGUUUGAAGAAUAAUUAAGCGUGAGCUUAAAAUCUUCAAGCUUGGUAAAUAAAUAAGUGAAAUAGUAGUAAUUGUGUAGUGAUUUUAUGAUAAUUAGUCAAAAUGCCGACUGUAUUUGAGUGGUUUGAGGGCCUCCCAGUAUUCACGAAGUACUGGGUGGCAUUGUCAACCAUAUUUUCACUAAUUGGGAGGUUUCGUUUGAUGAAUGUUAUCAACUUCUUUCUGAUAUACGAGCCCUUCAUCAAAGGUUUUCAAAUAUGGAGAGCAUUCACUUGUUUAUUCUAUUAUCCUCUAAAUUUUCAUUGGAUGAUGAAUAUGUACUUCCUCUACAACUACUCACUUAGACUAGAAAAAAAGGAAUAUGAUGGGAGACCAGCAGAUUAUUUUUACUUAUUAAUAUUUAAUUGGGCAUGCUGUAUUGUAGCAGCUAUAUUAUUAAAUUUCCCAUUGUUAAUGAAUGCUAUGAUAGUCAGUAUCAUCUACGUUUGGUGUCAGUUAAACAAAGAUGUUAUUGUACAAUUUUGGUUUGGUUUACGCUUCCAAGCGAUGUACUUGCCAUGGGUGUUACUUGCUGUUAACUUCAUUACAAAUCACGAUGCUACAGAAGAAUUAAUAGGAAUCUUAUGUGGUCAUUUGUACUUCUUUUUGAAAUUCAAGUAUCCACAAGAAUUUGGUGGUCCAAGUUUACUCAACACUCCAGCUAUUUUAGAAUAUUAUUUCCCUCCUACUAGUAAUGUUAGAGGAUUUGGCGCCGCUCCUUCACAAAAUACUGGAAAUAUACAUAGAGGACAUGUUUGGGGAGCUGGACGUGUUCUUGGAGAUUAAUUAAAAUGGUUCAAAUUAUAAUUAUGGAUUAUCUGAUUAUUAUGUUGAUUAUUUAUACUUGAGUCUACAUUAGAAAGAAAAAAAUUUUUUGUAUAAAAACUGACAUCUAUUAAUUUGCUUCUUGUAAAACGCACUUUAAAUAAUUUUGUAAUUUUUUCAUUACUAAUUGUUAAUAAUAAACAAGGUGUGUGCAAAAGGAACGUGUGAUGGAAAUGAAAAAAUGAAAAAAUUUGUGAGUCAUGUUGUUAAAAAUGAAUGUGAAAUAUUCUUUUUACUGAUUAGGUUUAAGAAAAACUGAUAAUAAAAAUUUACAAAUUAAAAGAGAA
Molecule: messenger RNA, 1304 nt
Organism: Trichogramma pretiosum
Lineage: Eukaryota; Metazoa; Arthropoda; Insecta; Hymenoptera; Trichogrammatidae
Gene: Der-1
Product: derlin-1
Exons: 3
Coding region: 256-978 (240 amino acids)
Biological process (GO): endoplasmic reticulum unfolded protein response
Cellular component (GO): Hrd1p ubiquitin ligase ERAD-L complex; endoplasmic reticulum membrane
Molecular function (GO): ubiquitin-specific protease binding; misfolded protein binding
Source: RefSeq, a predicted model, not a curated record